Molecule: messenger RNA, 1033 nt
Organism: Enhydra lutris kenyoni (northern sea otter)
Lineage: Eukaryota; Metazoa; Chordata; Mammalia; Carnivora; Mustelidae
Product: focadhesin-like
Exons: 5
Coding region: 28-831 (267 amino acids)
Biological process (GO): regulation of post-transcriptional gene silencing
Source: RefSeq, a predicted model, not a curated record
GUGCCUCCUUCCCUUCUCAAAGUCGUGAUGAAACCCAUCGCAGCUGUCGGAGAAAGCUACCAGUAUCCUCCUGUGAACUGGGCCGCACUCCUCUCUCCACUUAUGAGGCUAAACUUUGGGGAAGAGAUCCAGCAACUGUGCCUUGAAAUUAUGGUGACACAGGCGCAGUCAUCCCAGAAUGCAGCUGCGCUCUUGGGACUGUGGGUGAUGCCGCCGCUAAUCCACGGUCUGAGCGUGAAUAUCAAGAAGUACCUCCUGGUGUCCACGCCUCUGUGGGUAAAACACGUCUCUGACGAACAGAUCCGGGGCUUCGUUGAAAAUGUGAUGGUGCCCGUUUGUAGAGCCGCUUCCCCGCCUACGUUGCGCACGAGCGCCCUGCAGGGGCUGGGUCAGGCCAUGAAGCUGCCCAGCCCCACCCACCACCUCUGGAGUCUGCUCUCUGAAGCUACGGGAAACAUUUUUGACCUUCUGCCAAAUAAGAUUCGGAGAAAUGAUCUAGAGCUCUAUGUCAGUGUAGCAAAAUGCCUCUCAGAAAUGACAGAUGAUGAAGCCAAUCGGGUUGCCCAGAUUACGGAGAGCAGCCUAGAAAAGGCUGCCUUUGUCAGACUGUACUUGGUCUCUCAAGGACGAUUCCCCUUGAUGGGCUUGAUGGAGAUUCUCAGUGCGGCCAUCCAGCACCGGGAGAAAGACACCCUGGCAUGGAUGGUACUACACAGCCUCUACCAGGCGCGGAUCGCGAGCCACGCCAACACAGGUGAGGCCGGCCUGGGGAACCAGCAGGACCAGAAGGAUCUGCCAUCCCUUUUAACCUGUAACUGUUUCCUCCACUAAAAAGGGAGUUUAGUGCUUCGAGACCCAGGAGAGCUCUUGUUACCCCAAAGGAAGAGCACCUUAAAUGAAAAGACCAGUUAAAACUCAACAACCUCCACCCUGGGGAUGGGAAUGGGUUCUGUUGGUGAUUUUUAUUAUUAUCUUUAGCUGUCCAGGCCCUCGAGUCCAUAAACGAGUGGAUCGGGUCGAUUCUGCCUGCUUC